Molecule: messenger RNA, 1674 nt
Organism: Colletotrichum phormii
Lineage: Eukaryota; Fungi; Ascomycota; Sordariomycetes; Glomerellales; Glomerellaceae
Exons: 7
Coding region: 1-1674 (557 amino acids)
Source: RefSeq, a predicted model, not a curated record
AUGUCGUCCACGUUGACUGUCCACGAGCGGCUCACCCUCUCCAAGUGGGCGUACAGCCUACCUGGCCACGUCACUCCGAGCCUCCCUCGCGGUGCCGAAUGGGUCAAGAGCGAGUUCGGAAAGGAUGUGCCCGAAGCCAACGACGGCGAGAUUGCCCCCCUGAUCCGUCCAGGUUUCGGUAAAAACUUCCGGGACAUGCCCGAUGACGAUGCCGCGUUCCCUUGCGCCGUUCAGGAGUGGAAGGCAGCGACCCUGACGUGGGCGGAGAUCGCCAUCUUGUGGUUCGUUGAGAAGAUCACGAACAUGCCUAAUUGGCAUGUCAAGGUCUUUAAUGAAGAGAUUGUCGCCAAGUGGAAGCAGGAGGUCAUGGCUGUGGAUUGGAAAGCCGUGGGUCUCAAGUAUGCUUAUUUUGACGAAGAUCUGUUCAAGUCUGCUCUCGCUGAGCUUCGUGAGAAGGCUAAGCUGUAUGAGGCUACUGGCUUGAUCCCCGUCUUCGAUGCCUCGUCCGUCGUCAUCAGGUCUGACAACGCAAUCACCCCAGAGGUAAAAGAGGAACUUCGAAAGGGCGUAGCUGCUCUUGAAAACGUCCCUGAAAACGAAAAGGACUGGCAUCCCGGCAGCGACGGCAAGGUCUUGGACCUUGUCCACCCUUCUCUCUGGCCUCUUGUCUUUGGCAAGUCUCGCAUCGUCUCCGAUAAGCGUAUCCUGCUAAAGGACACUCUGGCGGCAUGCGGGCACGGGAGACGGCUGUGGUCCGUCAAGUUUCAGUGGCUCCCGUGCGACAUUGAUAUCGAGGAGGGGAAACCAAAGAUUAUGAGCUACAUCAACAACCUGCACCCGCAGCACCAUGCCGGCCUCUACACCACGAUCGAAAAGGUGCUCGAGAAAUCUUUGCCCAUGUGGGAUCUGAUCUACAGAUGGCACGAAGACUACGAGACCCUCCGCAUCCCCUGUGAAUCAGCCAGGAGGAAGUACCCAGACGAAGACGAGCGUGACGAGGAUGAUAUCGACGACGCCGUCUACGAUAGCGACGAGGAGCCCAGCCGCGAAGUCGAGAGAAGAGACAAGAUCUGGUACUCGGCCACCCACCCCAUCGAGAAGCCGCCCGUCCCCGAGUACAAGCCCAUGGAGCUCCAGCCCAAGGACGUCAACCUCACCUCGGGCUUCUUCAACCACGCCGACCGCAUCCAGGUUAUUGUCAAGCUCGCCAACAUCCACCUCACGCCCGAGAAGCCUACGUACGACGGCGGCCACCUCGUGUUCCGCACCGUCGCCGAUAAAGAAGAGCUCAUGGGGGAGCUGAAUUACGAGCAGAGCGAUCACUACAGCAUCGACCGGACGUUCGCGAUCAACUCCCACGCGGACACGAACCAGCACCUCGGCAGCGUGCUCACGCGCGAGGACAGGCUCCUCGCGUUCCCCAACGUCUACCAGCACUGCGUGGCGCCGUUCGAGCUCGAAGACAAGACGAAGGCGGGCCACCGCAAGAUCCUCGCGCUGCUGGGGCCGCUGCCGCCCGAGGUUACGGAGAUGGUGUUUGAUAAUAUGGAUUUCCCGAUUGGGAUUGAAGAGGCGAAGAGGAUACGGGCUGAUGUGUUGAAGGAGAGGACGACGAUUGCCGAGGUUGGGAUGAGGACGAUGACGAAUGGGGAGUGGAACUUUUGUGAGCACUGA